This is a messenger RNA of Rhagoletis zephyria (snowberry fruit fly), 1066 nucleotides long. RefSeq lists its product as uncharacterized. NCBI's taxonomy places the organism in Eukaryota, Metazoa, Arthropoda, Insecta, Diptera, Tephritidae. The record is from RefSeq and is a predicted model, not a curated record.
UUGAAAGUGUGUGUGUUCUUUGUGUAUAAACACAUGUGUAUAAACACUUGCAUUUCAAGCGAACUACUCUGACACGAGUUUAUUCGAUACGGCGUUUGAUGCCAUACAAACAAUUUAAUUCAUAAUUUUAAGUUGUGAAGUAAAAAGCUUGUAAAAAUGGAAAAUACCAAGAGAAGAGAUGUGUGGAGUGAUCGUGAGGUUCACCAAAUGCUUUCCAUAAUAAAUGAAAAGCAUGGUAUUCGCCUGUUGGACAGCAAAACUAAACGAAAUAAAAACAUAUUUGUGGAUGUGGCAAAUGAACUAAAAAAGAAAAAUAUUCUGAAGAACGAUGUUCAAAUUCGCAAUAAAUUUAAAAGCCUUAAAUGCGACUUUUACAAAACACAACGAAGCAACAACAUAAGUGACGCAAAGAGGCAAACAUCGGAGCACUUUGAAUUGCUUAAUGAAAUUUUUGGUCACCGUCCAGCAUUGGAAGCAGAAGAAGGUAUUGAUGUGGCUGAGAUGGAUGUCAAAAAUAUCGACAUUGAAACCAUUUCGGCGGCUUUCGAUGAACAAUCCCAAGCCAGCGAGAAAAGCGUAAUAAUUGAAUGCAACGCUACUGCUAAAGAAACUUCUUCCCGCAAAGAAAAAACGCGCAGUUUCAAAAAAACAAGGAAGCAAAGCUACCAAAAAGUUGUGGAGUCUUUUGCGAAUGACUGGAAAAAGUCUCAGCAGGAGCUUCUCCAAACUCUGAUGGAGCAAGAUAAAAAAUUGGCAGAGGAACAAACAAAAAAUCAAGAGGAAAUGAUGCAAAAAAACUUAACAGCUAUGGAGAAAAUCUUAGAGAAAGAUCGCGAGGAAACAGCAAAAAUGCUUCAAGUAUUUUUAAACUCAAUGCAACCUGUGAACCAAGCAGAACCAUAUAUGUUCCACAUAUCGGAUCCAGAAUCUGCCUUCAUGGAGCCAUCUGCGUCUAAUUCACCUCAUGUGGUAAUUCCCAAAUUGUCGCCACAGGGGUGUGAUGAGACAUUCCCCCCAUUAUGAAUUCAUACGAUACACAAUAAACCCUCUCAUUCUAAAAGCAUUA